AUGCCGUGCAUGCUACCGCUGAAGGUGACGCUGACUCAGCGAUUAAGCUCCCAACUUUCGCCGCGGCGCAACACUGCCUUCCGUCCCACUCGAGAACCACUUAGAGAUGAUGCUGCUCUUCAACUCCAGCACUCCCGUGUUACCGGCCCUGUACCUUUCCUCAACCCUACGAGAGCGCACUUCCGCCACGAGGCGCGUCCGGACGUUCGGUUCAAGUGGACGUCGCGCAACAAUCGCAAAGGACGACAUGCCAUAGCUAUAAGCCCACAUCAGGUCUCUGCCGAAUCGAAACACGACACGCCACGCGCUUCCUCUUCAUCUGGCAGCAUCGUCCACGGCAUCUGGCGCAUGCUCACAUACUACCCGAUUUGGGAUAUCUCUUUCGAUAUCGCAUACGUCUUUACUAUCGGCAGCGUGGUCUGGGUCAUGAACGCAUUCUUUGUCUUCCUACCGCUGGUGGCACCAGAUACCAUGUUCAAGAAGGAGGAGCUUUAUGGCGGAGGCAUAACGGCAUUCAUUGGAGCCACGAUCUUCGAAUUCGGCUCGUUUCUGCUGAUGGCUGAGGCGUUGAACGAGAAUCGCUCAGGAUGUUUUGGCUGGGCCGUGCAGCACGCUUUGUCGCAUAAAGAGGAGGAAGAGGGCAAGGGCGCAAGAUUACGGCCGUCAAAGUCGCAAUGCACGCAUCACCACUUCAAUAAGCGGAAUCUCGUCGGCGCAGGCCAGAACUCCGCAUCGAAACAUGAGCCUGGGGCAGACGCGCGCUCGUGGGUAUGGUGGCCGUCAAACGAGGAAUUGCGUACCCAUUACAUUCACUCCCUUGGCUUCCUAGCAUGUCUUUUCCAGCUUUUAGGCGCAACGGUUUUCUGGAUUUCUGGACUGACCGCUCUUCCCGGUAUCUAUAAUCGAAUGUCUCGUCCCAUCUCUAUCAUCUUCUAUUGGACUCCGCAAGUUAUUGGUGGUACGGGCUUCAUAAUUUCCGGGAGUCUCUUUAUGCUCGAGACGCAAUCGAAGUGGUGGAGACCAGCACCUAGGACACUAGGCUGGUGGAUCGGAUUGUGGAACUUAAUAGGUGGUAUUGGGUUUACAAUGUGUCCUGCAUUUGGGUAUGAUCAGAACAGCUGGGCUCAGUAUCAAGCCUGUCUAAGUACAUUCUGGGGAAGCUGGGCAUUCUUGAUCGGGAGUGUGAUACAGUGGUAUGAGAGCUUGGAUAAGUUCCCCGUGGAGCUGAAGAAAUCGGGAACAAGGCAAUCGCAGGAGCCCGAGCGCGUUGAUGAUACCAAGCGAGCUGCAGCAUAG
Molecule: messenger RNA, 1296 nt
Organism: Cucurbitaria berberidis CBS 394.84
Lineage: Eukaryota; Fungi; Ascomycota; Dothideomycetes; Pleosporales; Cucurbitariaceae
Exons: 2
Coding region: 1-1296 (431 amino acids)
Source: RefSeq, a predicted model, not a curated record